This is a messenger RNA of Acanthaster planci (crown-of-thorns starfish), 5517 nucleotides long. RefSeq names its product MMS19 homolog, cytosolic iron-sulfur assembly component (gene mms19). Lineage: Eukaryota; Metazoa; Echinodermata; Asteroidea; Valvatida; Acanthasteridae. The record is from RefSeq and is a predicted model, not a curated record. Gene Ontology annotation, cellular component: cytosolic [4Fe-4S] assembly targeting complex; MMXD complex.
UCCAAACAGUUGCUUUUCCAUCUGUGGGGGAUUCUGCGAGAUUUGCAAGUAGAAAUAACUUUUGAAGCCAAUAAAAGAAAUCGUACUAACCAUGAAAGUCAGAAAAGGAACGAAAUACGUAAUUUUAAUCAAUUAUACCCACAUUUUGGAAUGUUCCAGAUAUUUUAUUAAAAAUCAAUUCUAACCUCGCACGAGAGCAUUUUACAAGCCGAGAACUCCUCUAUCAUUUAAAUUCAAGAUGGCUGCGCCCAUUUGGACGGAGAGUUUAGAAAACUUCAUCAGAGGAGAGCAGGACAGUGGAAUUACAACGAUAGUCAGUGGUGUCAACAAUGGAGACAUCACACUGUUGAAACUUGUUGAAAUGCUUGGACCAUAUCUCACCAGCAAAGAAAGUAACAUCCGAGGCAGAGGUACUUUAUUGCUAGCUGAGAUUCUUCAUCGUUUGCCGAGGGACAAGCUCUCAGCAGAGGAGACUGGGUUACUGGCAGCGUUCUUCUGCGACCGAUUGAAAGACCAUCAUUCCAUCACUCCGCAUGCCAUUUACGGCCUGCUUUCUCUGAGCAUCUGUACUUCUUUGCCGGCCGGGGAUGCAGCGAAAAUCUGCCUCAACCUCUUCAAGGAGGUCAGGGUGCAGACCCUGGUGCAGGCAGACAGGCAGUCCGUCUUCUCAAUCAUCAGCAACUUCCUGUAUUCCAGACUUGAGGAGCUGCGGGAGUUGGGGUCAGAGUUUGUGUAUGGCUUUAUCCAGGCCAUGGACAGAGAGAAAGAUCCCCGCAACUUGGUCAUGGCCUUCCAGACUGUCCAGACCUUGAUUGACCACUUCCCCAUCAACAUUUUUGCCGAGGAGCUUUUUGAGGUGACAUCUUGCUACUUUCCUAUUGACUUCCGGCCACCGCCCAACGACCCUCAUGGCAUCACGACAGAGAUGCUGGUGGCAGGCCUUCGCAGCUGCCUUGCUGCCACACCUAAAUUUGCAGAGUUCUGCCUUCCCUUACUGAUGGAGAAGCUCUCCUCCGAGUUGCAGGGAGCCAAGCUGGACGCCUUUGAGACUCUGGCAGCUUGCUCUCCGGUCUACGGGGCCAAGCAUCUCAAGGAUUACUUGGAGGCCGUCUGGUCGUACUGCAGGAAAGAUGUGUUUCAGUCCUUCAGCCAAGAGGUUGAGCAGGCUGCACUCGGAUGCCUGUGCUGCGUCGUCAAGGCGGUAUCUGACGACAAGACGGAGGAGGGUGCCAUGUUUUCUCUGGACUGUUUCCUGGAUGACAUCCUCAAAGAAUCACAGAAGCACAUUAACGAGCCUGACAUGAGGUUCAUCCAUCCGAGCUGUCGCCUUCUGCAAGCCGUGGCAAGCUCUUCGGAGGCUGUGUGUAGCAAGGUCUUGGCGUACACACUUCCCUUGCUGCUUGACCAGUUCGGCAAACAUCUGCAGGCGAAGCAGAGGCAGAGUAUUCUCUCCAUUCUCCAAGCAUUCGUCCGGGUUUCCCUGGCCUUUCCCUACACCGAUUUCCCCAACCCUGUCUCUCUCCACAAGGAUGCACUGCUUUCCGUUCUCCUGUCCGUGCUGUCCGAGACCAACACUUCUCUCAAAUCAGUGUCAGCGGCAGGAUUGAGUGUCUUGGUAGAGACUAAGGGGCUCCUCGAGGAAGAUGAUGUGGUUCUGGUUGCAGAGCAUAUGACCAAGACAUUCCUCAUUGAUGUCAACGAGGAUUUGAGGCAAGACUGUGUCAAUGCCCUGACUCACAUAGCAACCCAUUACCCAUCACUCACCGCAGAAAAGGUCCUGCCAGCAUUUCUGGAGCAGUUAAAAACAGAACAAAUGGAAGUGGAAGCAGAAGGAGACAACCAAACAGUGCCACACAUAUCCCAUCAUGCCCUUCUGAGCAGCAUGGCCGCCCUAGCAACACAGCCCACUUUAGUCGAAUGUAUAGUGGACAGACUAUUGGUCCACCUCCAGUCACUUAGUAAUGGUGAUGCCACAUCGAAAGCAGAAGAGUGCAUCUGGACAUGCAAAAGCAUCCUGGCAAUUGUUGCCAAUAGCAGGACGGACCCUACAAACCUCAGCUUCUUCCACCGGAAACUCUUGCCCGAAAUCCUGUGGAUGUCCCUUAAGGCCGCUUUGGAACCAAGGUCAUCAGAGGUCGAUACCAGCCAGUUGUUAUGCAGGGAAGAGGUCAUUGUACUUCUGGCUGCCAUUGUAAGGAAUGUGGUGCAGUGUCUUGAGUCAAGUUUGGCUUCAGAACUUUGUCAGCAGUACAUAGAGGUGUUUCACCAGCAAAACCUCAACAAAGUCAGCAGCAUCGGGUCAACAGAGAAUUCAGAAUUAGAUGCAGUAUUCAAACCUCUAGAGAUUGGUUCCCCUUGGCCACAAAGCCAGCUGGUGGUCUUGCUGACCGCCUGCAUCUGCUCUGUCCGCAGAGGAGUGACCAUCCCUAACGAGUCAGAGUUGUUACCCAGCCUGUUGGCGCUGUCCACAGGCAGUGACCACGAGCUGACCGCAACGACCGCUGCAAAGUGCCUGGCUGGACUCCUCAACAAGUUUGGUGCAGGACCUGAGCUGGAUCAGCUUAUAGAAAUGUGUAAGCAGCACUUGUUGCCCAGGCUUCAAUCAAGCAGUGCAGGAGAAACAAGGCAGAGGUCAUUGACCUGCUGGAUAUGGCUGACCAAAGCGUUCCUCCUGAGGUCACAUCCUUCUUGCAACGACUUAGCAUCUCGUCUUGUCAGUUUGUUUGAGGAUGACACCCUGGGCAGCUCAUCCGCCCAGGGGUUGUUUGUCAUCCUGAGCGACAGCGAAGAUGUCCUGCACCCUUCCUCCCACGCCGACGUGAAGCUGAUGUACCGCCAACGCCUGUUUCUCCAGCUACUACCUGGGAUUAUCGAGGGUCACUGCAAAACAGCACAAGGGACGAAGAAAAACUACCUCCUAUCCCUCUCCCAUCUCCUCCACUUCGUGCCCCGCCAGGUCCUUCUCAGCGAACUCCCGCCUCUCAUGCCCCUUCUGGUCCAGUCCCUGCACCAGGAGGACAGCGCCCUGUAUGAGUCCGUCCUGGAGAGGCUGGCCUUGCUGACCCAUGAUGCCCCGGGCAUCAUCUCACAGUACGUGGAUUCGUUGCUGCCCGAUCUCUUGAGGCUUUCAGGCUGCGAAGCAUCCAUGAAAGUGAGAGUUGGUGCCUUGAAGUGUAUUGGUGAACUGACCACCCUUGAGCACCAUAAAGUUUUCCCGCAUAAACUAAAGGUAGCCAGGGGUCUGAUACCCAGACUGGAUGACAAGAAAAGAGUGGUCAGGAAAGAAGCAGUCAAAGCCAGGAAUUUGUGGAUGAUGCUGGGUUCACCUAAAAAGUGAAGAUCUGAGCUAUAUCAGCCGCGGCGACACCUUUUUUAUCGUGCAGUUUGCUAAAAUCUAUUUAGGCAGGAGUAGCCGUGAUCCAUGUUGAGUAAUGGUUGAUUUGGGGCUGAUUGAUGACCGCUUCACGAGGGUCUUAUUACUACAGUAUCUGUGGAUGACAUUUCCAACCAUAAUUUUGUUCCUUCUCUGCUAAGCAAUGGCAGAACCACACAGAUGCUGCAACAGUAAAUUACCCGUGGCAAGCAAGAAGUCUUGUACGUAUCGUCUAAACCAGGGCCCAUUGUCAUGUUUUAAAGUGGAACACUCAGCAAUUGAUGGCGCCUUUAGAUGACCAGAGCCCUUCAGAAGAGCAACACUGCGAAGGGCAUUAAUUGUGAGGUGCAAAAAAAAAUUGAAUUCCAAUGCCAAUAAAGUGAAACAAAAUCACACAGUAUCUAUCCCUGAUAGUAUUCAUGACCAGUAUUAUCUCCUUGCUGAUGUAUGUAUGCCAAAUGAAAUAUUUCUUAUAACUGUUAAGUCUACGUCUUUCUUAAAAUGCACGUUGGCUGCAGCAGAAUAUUUCUUUGUUUAAACUCCAAAUGGGUUUGAUAUUUUUGGACCUGGCAGCAGGGGUAGAUGGAUUCUUCCCCCCUCCCCCCAUCGUGACCGUCUUGUUGACUAAAUCUGUGAAGUUUCAAUUCAAUCCAAUGGAGGAUUUUCCGGCUAUGGUCAUUUGUGUUAGUCUUUCUCAGUUGUCACAGCCAAUGCAUUGAACACACCAGUGGGAAAGUCAACCCUUUUUUGGCUUUCCUGUUCUCAGAACAACGAACAUUUUGUGAUAACAAUUCCUCUGAUUUUCUUUAAAAGGGUAUGAAAAUAACUGUAAGACAUGAGCAGAAAAACUUCUACACGCCUAGCAAAAAAAUUGCAUUUGGAAAAUAGGGGAUCUUUUACAUUAACCCUCACCCAUUAUUCUGAUUCAGUGUCAGUGAUACACUGGGGAUGCCAGUGCACAAUCCAAAAUCUUGACAAUAGUGUUCGCAAUCAGAAAUUUGUCUCUUUAAAACUGUCAGGUUCACACUUUUGCACUAGUUCCUUGGAUCAGAGUUAGGGUAUAUUGCGUCUUAGUAAGCACCCUCGAGUCACAAAGUUGCAACAGGUUAAACAAUUGUAUGUUUCCAGCAAUUUUCUUCAAUAAUUUUACUUCAUUUUUUUUCUAAACACCCCUCUCACCACGUCAUGGAAUGUUCCUCUCGUGAGAAGUCAUAAACAGUCUCCUUAUUUGGAGAUGGGCAGGCGCAUGGCAUGUACUGCAUGAGGUGGUGCACAGCAAGCCCAUGAUUUAUCAACCGUGUAAGAUUGGCCAUGUAAUGGGCUGUCAACCAGUAGGAAUAACUAAACUGUUUUAGGUAUUUAAGGUAUAUGAAUUACAAACAUAAAAUAAAUAAAACAAUAAAACAUGAAAAUAAAUAGAAAUUUUUAAAGUGAAAUUAAUCUUAUGACGAAUGUGCAUUAAAUUUGUGUCCCUGCAUGUCUGCAAUGUCUGCAUGGUAUUGUUUCUGUCACUGCGAACUUGGAUGCAAGUCUGUUUGAAUAGUUGGCAGAUAUUGUGAUCCUUUCUUGUCUGUGUACUUUUUGUUAAUUUCAAACUGCAUUUAUCAAUUUAAUAUUCUAAUUGAUGAAGAUCUUGGCUAUUGCUGCAAAGUGUAAGACCAAGGAGGAAGGACAAUGGAAGUUUUCUUCAAAGAGGGUGAGAGUUGGAUUUUCGGGGCUCAGUCCCCCAGAUUGUAUUCAUUUUCAUGUUAAUAUGUUGAAAAUUAUUUUCUGUAUUUUUCUUGGUGUAUCAGGGCUUACAACUCAAUGAAAUGUUCGCUUUACCCUCGCAACAAAUACUUUAUUUUGAAGCAUUUGGGUUUGCACGCAACCUUGUAAUCACUUAUGGUUGAUUGGUGGAAAGUUCGAAGAGUUAAGUGAUUUGCAUAUACGGAUAUAAAGCCCAAAUGGGCUAUAAGUUUUGCGCGAAUCCCACUACGUUCAUCAUGGUAAGUAGCGCGCCCAAUAGGGCGUAUUAUUAUGUAGCUUCUUGCACGCGUCUAAGAUGAGUUGACGUGAUGGCCUGACAGGUUGCCCGAUUCGGCCGAGUUUCUCGUCGAUCGUGGUCGUCCAAGGGACCUUUCGUUGUCCAACCUAGCUGGCUU